UGAACUUUAGCCAAAAGAGAAAAGUCCUCGUAUUAACAGAGCUAAUCGAAGCAAAGAUUUCAGACAACUUAAAAGUCAUAAGUUCGAAAAUCUAGACGUCGAGCGGAAGGAGAACUCGAAGAAAUGGCCCCGAGGGCUCCGACGAUCAAAGAAGAUAAGACAAUUGAACGUCCUGUUAAAUCCGUUGCCGUUGUUGGUGCCGGUGUAAGUGGGCUUGCUGCAGCAUUCAGGUUGAAAUCACAUGGUUUGGACGUCAAGGUAUUCGAAGCUGAAGAAAGAGCUGGUGGAAAACUGAGAAGUGUUUUUAAGAAUGGGUUAAUAUGGGAUGAAGGUGCCAACACGAUGACAGAAAGUGAGAUUGACGUCAAAAGAUUGCUUGAUGAUCUGGGGCUUGGAGUAAAGCAACAGUUUCCAAUUUCACAGAACAAGCGGUACAUUGUGAGAAAUGGAAGACCAGAACUUAUUCCAUCAGAUCCCAUUUCACUGAUCAAGACCAAUUUUCUUUCUACACAGUCAAAGCUUCAGAUACUUUUGGAGCCAUUUUUACGAGGAGAUUCCUUAAAGAAAAGUAACAUCUCCAAGGUCUCUGAUGAAAAUUUACAUGAAAGUGUGGGAGAGUUCUUUCAGCGUCAUUUUGGGAAGGAGGUUGUUGAUUAUCUCGUCGACCCUUUUGUUGCCGGGUCUAGUGGUGGAGAUCCUGAAUCGCUGUCUAUACGCCAUGCAUUUCCAGAGCUUUGGAAUUUGGAAAGGAAGUAUGGCUCAAUAAUAGUUGGGGCAAUUCGAUCUAAAUUUUCUGGUAAAAGGGAAGAAAAUGAGGCAAGGAAAAAUUCUUCAGGGAAAAAGAAGGGUCAGCGUGGCUCAUUUUCUUUUCAUGGAGGGAUGCAGGUAUAGAGCAUUAUUAUUC
Macadamia integrifolia is the source of this 904-nucleotide messenger RNA. RefSeq names its product protoporphyrinogen oxidase, mitochondrial-like. Gene Ontology annotation, molecular function: protoporphyrinogen oxidase activity, oxygen as acceptor. The coding region runs from base 124 to 891 and encodes 255 amino acids. Gene Ontology annotation, cellular component: mitochondrial inner membrane. The transcript is spliced from 11 exons. Gene Ontology annotation, biological process: heme biosynthetic process. NCBI's taxonomy places the organism in Eukaryota, Viridiplantae, Streptophyta, Magnoliopsida, Proteales, Proteaceae. The record is from RefSeq and is a predicted model, not a curated record.